Messenger RNA from Daldinia caldariorum, 771 nucleotides. RefSeq lists its product as uncharacterized. The coding region runs from base 106 to 351 and encodes 81 amino acids. Lineage: Eukaryota; Fungi; Ascomycota; Sordariomycetes; Xylariales; Hypoxylaceae. The transcript has 4 exons. The record is from RefSeq and is a predicted model, not a curated record.
AGCGCCGACACCAAAGAUUCCAUGCAUCAUCACUCCUCAAAAUCGAAACUUUUAACCUACCUACCUACAAAUCAUACGCUGCUUUCGCAAGUUUCAUAGCCCAAUAUGUCUUCACAAGAUCAGUCGGAGAAAGACCCAUGGAAUAAAGAUACGAAACAGAAGUUCCAGAAUAAACCCAAUAGCGAAUUCUUCGACCCUUGUCAAGAGGCCGCAGCGAAGAGUAUCCGAUGUCUGAAUCGGAAUGGAGGAGAUAGAAAAAUGUGUACCGACUACUUCGAGGCAUACCGUGCUUGCAAAAAGGAAUGGACUGAAAAGCGGAAGAGGGAAGGUGGCAGCAUAUUCUGGAGUUGAUGUUGGGACCACUAGAGAGACCUCUUAUGGGAGGAGGUUGAGUCGAAGCAGCGGGGCUUUACCUACACGGUUUUUUCGGAUGAUUUACUUACUUGAGGUACCUCUCACCUAGGUAAGGUACCUAGGUAGGUAGGGAAGAGCUGUAAUAACAAUUGUAAAAUAAAGGGGUUACCUUAUCUACCUUUUAUUAUAGGUGGAAAAGAGGUGCAACUACCUAUUGUAUAAAAAUGCAUCUGCUAUUCAGAUAGAUAUAUGUCAAUUACUAGGUACCUAAUCUCCUGUUCCUAAAAAUCCGAGGUUCAAUGGAUUGGGAUGAUCCUCUAUCAGGUUACCUAGAUAGGUACAUAUAUUAUAGCGCAAGACGCCCUGGCUAUAGGCCUAUACUUACAUCUGCUACAGGUGAAACGGGUUGUCACGACG